UCAUGACUAUUUCCAGCUGAAUGACGCACUGCCACUCUACAGGUGUAUAUUGGAAUUACGUAUGUAAGUAUUCUUAAGCAUUUACAGUUGCCGGUGUGUCUGCUAUUCAAGAUUGCAUCUAUAACCAAUAGAUUAUAGUAUCUAUCAAAUUUUAGAAUCUGGAAGGCUGAUUGAAGUUGAAUAUCUUUGAUUUGAAGACAAUAAUAUAUUUAACUUGAGAUAAAACCAGUGAAAAUUUAACCGAAGAAGACAUGUCAAAGAGUGAAGCUGAAAAGGAAAUAAUGGAUAAAAAAGAAGACAAGACAGAAGCAAGUGUUUCAACAGAGACAAAAACAAGUGAGUCGAAAGAGACAAAAAGUGACGUCGACACGGAAAAAGUAAAAAUGGAAAGAAAAGAAGUAGCAGCAACGACUGCAGCUCAAGAAGAACAAACUGAUAAAAGAGCAGAAGACACUGGAUCCAUUGAGGGCAGUGAACAUGACAGUGAUGAAGGGGAUAUAAAGGUGGUAUACAAAUUUCGUGACUUCAACCCAAAAAUGGUGCAAGCUUGGGAAAGAGUGUUCAGUGAUCACUGUGGUGAAGACGGUGGAGUUGAGGUGUCUGUUGGUGAUAUUUUCAAAGGAGCCCCAGCAGCUGAUGCUUUGGUGUCUCCUGCAAACAGCUUUGGCUUCAUGGAUGGAGGGAUUGACAUGGUGUACACCAGGCAUUUUGGCUGGCAGAUGCAGCAUAGACUUCAGGAUGUGAUCAGGAAGGAACAUGACGGUGAAUUAAUAGUGGGCAAGGCAGCAUUAAUCCCUGCCUAUGGUGAGGCUGCUGAUGCUGAGGCAGUCGAUGAAAUGUAUAACGAAGGUCAACCAAUCAAGUAUCUCAUCUCAGCCCCGACAAUGAGGAUACCGAUGGAGGUUGAUAACACACCUAAUGCCUACCUGGCUUUCCGAGCAGUCAUACUGGCAGUUCAAAAGCACAAUAGAAGGGAAGGGGUUGAGCCUAUCAGGAGUGUUCUAUGCCCAGGUCUGGGUACUGCUGUUGGAAUGAUGCCAUUUAUUCGAUGUGCAGAACAGAUGUUGGUUGCUUACGAGACUUAUGUUCUAGGCAGUCGUCCUGGAAGACUUGUACCUCGAAGUCUUUUCCAUAUGUUGAAUGAUCAUGAUGAGAUGUGCUAUAGCAAGGAACAUUUGAAUAGUUCGAGUGUAGUACGCACUGGUGUAUAGUGAGCAGGUGUUUUUUUUUUAAAUUUUAUUUCCAGAAAGAAAAAAAACAAACUGAAAAAAUAAAGAGAUUUUUUUACACUUAAUUAAGUUACACGAGAGCAGUAUAUUCUAUCAAAUGGCAUAUCAAAAUAACAUCUUUAUUUUAUCAAUGAUUAUUUAUUUAAAACUAUACAUGUAUUUGAAAUCCACAGCCACAGGUAAGCUUUGACAUAUUAACAUAGGUGGUGAUAGAAGUCUAUUCAGCUUGGAAAUAGGGGUAGAUGGGGUUCCGAGAUUAAGCAAAAAAAAAAAAAUCCUACCUUGUUUAACAUCUGGCUUGUGAUUUUCACAAGUUUGAUAUGCGUGACAAUUUUAACGUUACAAACUGGACAGAGCUACUCAGGCCUGAACAUGAAAUGAAAAUGAUGUUACAUGCACAGGUGAACUGCCAUUUUUUACUCUCAGUGUGCUGCAGCUGGUCACACAAAUUUUGUAUCAAUGAAGCAAACAUUACUAGUAUGACUGUCAAAAGGAAAACUUAGAAGUACAUAUGAUAAUCAAAUCUUUUUUCAACAGCUAGCUUGAGUUAUUUUAACAGAAUUUUGUUUGUUGUUUCUGAAAGAGAGUAGGGCAUUAGUAGUACAUGUAGUAGAAGCAGUAGCACUUGUAGUAGAACCAGCUUACACUGUAUCAUUCUGAUCUAUCACAGUUACUUCCCUUUGUUUCACUUUGUAAGUACAGAUGACAGAUCAGACACUGUGAUAUUAGGGGAGACACUUGCUUAUAUAAAUGGCCAAGCUCUACUUUUAUGAGGUCAUACUUAACAUCAGUAGUUCUAGCUUGUGGUACCAUGCCGUAUACAUCAAUUAGUCGGAUGCAUUCUUGUGUCGGAGAUGUCUCGUAGUGUUCUUAAAGGCUGAUGAUCGAACGACACCAGGAUGUUGGUAUUCAGGUCCACUACUUCCAUGUGCUGGUCGGUGCCAGUUGAUGGUGGUCAGUUCAAUGCCAGGGGUGUCUGUCCUCUUUUGAGUGGUUGAACACCAGGACCUUACCUUCUGUUGCACUUUGGGUUGUACCAGUCUUGUUUUGCAAAGUUCCCUUUCAGAUUUAGCAUCACUUGGAUGGACAGAUGCAGACAGUAAUAAUAUAUCCAUCAAAAUUCAAUUGCUGUAUCGAAAACUAAAAAUACUUGUCCGAAUACUAAAUGGUGCCGUAUGUUUUUGGCAGACAAUAGAUAUAAAUUUUUGUCAGGUAUAUUAUACACGAUAGAAGAAAGGUGCGAUAAAACUAGGGAUGUACUAUUAUCUUGUUAAAAGAUAAUUUCAACUUUUAAAAACUGCAGCUGGAAUGGUUUCCCUUCUUACCGAGGAGCUUUUAGUUUGCAAUGACAAUAAUGGCACCUGCAGUCAUGAUUGGGUAGUCAACAAAAAUCAAAGACCAGCUACAUGAAAAAUAUACAACUUUAAUAAAGUUAUAAAACUAGCGAUCAGUCGGUCUACAUGGCCUUCAAAUGGCUUGUAUUGGUGUGUGUUCAGUCAAUUUUUCACAUCGUAUUUUUUUUUUAUAAAAAGUGCAUUAUAUACUGUAUUAGAAUAUUUGUGUUAAGUGUGGUAGCAUUAUCUGUUAACUCCACAUGAAUGUAUACAAAAUGUAUAUCAAACUCGCAUCAUUAAAUCUAUAACAUGAAGACAAGAGUAUUACGCAAAAAAAAAUCAUCAAAAAUUGCCAUAGUAUUAAACUGAUGAAUAGUGUAUAAGCCUAUACUAGGCAUACAGGAAGAAUUAAUAUCACUUUUAGGUCUAAAAAGGCCAUAUUUGUAAUCCUACUUAAAAGUGCUAUACUUACUUUAUAUAUUCAAAACAACUUGAUUUAUUCAAUUGUAUUCUAUAUUCCGUAUCACCAGACACCUUAAUAGAAUUAUGUUGAAGUCUCAAAUAUUUCUGAAUUACCCAUUUAUGCAUUUCUUUAUUAAAAUUGAAGUAUUAUCAGAGUAUGUAUAUACAAUGUAUCAGUUAAGUUGCAAACCAAGCGAGUUAUCCAGACAAAUAUGAGCCUCUUAUUAACACAGAUACAAUCUAAAACAAUUGAGCUACUAAAUACAUUUGUUUUAGUUUAUAUGAAGAUGUCAUUUCACUGCCAUCGAUAUAAAAGUUCAAUACUGGUUAGUACAGAAUUUAUGUUGUUGCCAUGUAAUUUUCUAUUGUAUCUACCCAUCCAUAAGCCCAUUCCUGAUCAUAACCACACUCUGGUCUUUUGCAAUUCAGCAAAAAUGUUGUCAAGCACACUCCCAACUUUGUAUAAAAGUUUAACAGGAUUUUGUGUAUAGCUACAAUAAACAUCUCUACUUGUCGAUUUAAGCAAGUUAGUAUAUGGAAAGGAACAAUUUUUAUAAACUGUGAUGUCCCAAUUUUUUGUUAGAUUAUCUAUAUGUAUUACCUUUACAUUUUCUACUUAUUAAAUUUGUUGAUCGAUA
Molecule: messenger RNA, 3663 nt
Organism: Pecten maximus
Lineage: Eukaryota; Metazoa; Mollusca; Bivalvia; Pectinida; Pectinidae
Exons: 7
Coding region: 252-1211 (319 amino acids)
Source: RefSeq, a predicted model, not a curated record